Messenger RNA from Penicillium mononematosum, 1485 nucleotides. Its product is annotated as RasGEF domain-containing protein. The coding region runs from base 1 to 1485 and encodes 494 amino acids. The transcript has 4 exons. The record is from RefSeq and is a predicted model, not a curated record. Gene Ontology annotation, molecular function: guanyl-nucleotide exchange factor activity. Gene Ontology annotation, biological process: small GTPase-mediated signal transduction. NCBI's taxonomy places the organism in Eukaryota, Fungi, Ascomycota, Eurotiomycetes, Eurotiales, Aspergillaceae.
AUGCAAUCGACCAGCCCAGAAGAAUCGGCCUUUGAACCGCCUCCCCAGACCUUUUCCACUCCAGGGGACAGGCAAUAUUCGUUACCCAAGGAAGUGACCAUGUCGGCUCAAUCUAGCAUUGCGGCUUCGGACUGGGGACAUUCUUACCCAUCAAUCUUCCAACUCAACUUGGAAAUCCCCGCCUUUUUCAUGCCUUAUCGCUGGUGGGAAGACGAGGCGACAACUGUGUUCUGGGCGUUCGAUAUCCAAGGAAUUAGCCGUGUGAUCCAAUUCGGGCUCUUUCGCGACGAAAACUUCCCGAGGACCUCGCUUUGCGCUCGAAAUGUGGACACAAUUGACACCUUCUUGAUGGCACUGUCUGAGCCGCACGAGUACCAGCUCCUUGGGAACCUCUCUCAUAUACAGAGGGUGGAGGAGAUCCUACGCCGGUCGAGUAUAUCUCCUUUCCAGGCGAUUCCUUGGAGUUGGCUCCCGCCGCAGCCGAGCUCUACUCAAGAUGCGCGGGAAAUCGCUGCCGCAAUUGAGGCCGAGAGCCAUUUCCACUUUAGGCAGGUUGCCUUCGAAGAGCUUGUACGGGCUGCCCUCGGAUACAAUGCUAUCUUUGUCGAGUGGUUCCUACAGCAGCAUGAGGCUCUUUAUAUUAUUCUCCGGGAUCAUCUGGGCGCCUAUCCGGAGUGCAUUCCUCUGUACACAGAAGUGGAAAAGCAUCUUCGGUCACGGAGUCCAUUCGCACAUCGAGCGUUGGUCCAGUGCCUUAUGGCUGUGCGACCUAGGGGAAAUCGUGACGUGACUAAACCCACCGCUGGGUUCGAAUUCAUCGCAGGCCCUAUUCAGGCCCUAUUCAAGGAGCAGCCAGGAAGGCUUAUUGCUAUGCUUAAGAUGUUAAGUGUCUUGACAAUCCGAUUUCGCCGAAAGUAUGUCCAUGCUCCUACUAUGGAUUGGAGGACUCCAUUUGAUACCUCUAUUCCUUUUCUGGACGAUUAUCUCGAGUCGACAUCUCCAACGGACUUGGCCCGCAGCAUGAGAGGCCUGGACGAGCACCACUUUGCCGAGUUAACCCGGCAAACAGAGGAUGCAGUCGUGGGGCAAUUGAAGGUUCAGUGGCGCGAACUCAGCGUUUCUGUCUGGGAAUGCUGCGCUGCACUUCCAGACCUGAUCCCAUAUCUACAAGAAUGUGCACAGACGCUCUUAACAACACGGAAUUAUCAUUCUUUCACGGCUAUUAUCAAAGGCCUGCACACCUACAGCAUCUUAAAAACGCGCCCUGGCAACACAGGCACCCAAGGAAACGUGAUCACCCUCGACACUCUGUUUCCGCAGGAAAUCCUUUCCCUCAUGAGCCCAGCUCAGAACUUUGCCGCCUAUCGCCAGCACUACCAAAAAUUCCCCGGCAUUCCUUUCCUGAUCCCUCACCUCCGUGAUCACAAAGAAAACGGCGAAGCCGUUCUUCAGCCAGUUUUCCAGUAUCUGCAAAGCACCCAAUAA